UCUCCGUGUGUCCCUCCGCCCGAGUCGCGCUUUGUUUACGUCGCCCUUCAUGGCGAUCACGUCCUGCACGGAGUCCGCUCGCACGCCGUCCUCUGAGAUGAGUAGCAUGGAUGGCCUGGAGCCUCAGAGCCCCAGCCAGGAGUGGGACGACCCCAUGUCUCCACCCCCUCACGACCCAGGCACCCCACCCUCGGCAAGCUCCCGUGAUUCCCUCAGCCGGGACAACCCCUCCAGCCCCCCGAACGCAGGGGGUCCAAGGGGUCCCACAAGCCCCGAUGGGCCUAUGAGCCCUGAUGAGGAAGAGGAGGAGGGCCCCAUGAGUCCUGAUGGUCCUGCCAGCCCGGAGGGCCCAGCCAGUCCUGACAACUCCGCCAGCCCUGAGGGCCCCAUGAGCCCUGACAACCCUGCUGGCCCCAUGAGUCCUGAGAACACCACAGGCCCCAUGAGUCCAGAGAACCCUGCCAGCCCAAAGGGUCCCAUGAGUCCAGAUAAUCCAGCUAGUCCAGAAGGCUCAGACUACCCAAUGAGUCCUAGUGAUUCACGGGACUUGAGUCCGAAGCGCCCGCACAGCCCUGAGGGUCCAGCCAGCCCUGAUGACCCUGCCAGCCCAGACCCCCAGGAGAGCUCUCGCAA
This is a messenger RNA of Penaeus monodon (black tiger shrimp), 633 nucleotides long. RefSeq names its product sporozoite surface protein 2-like. The record is from RefSeq and is a predicted model, not a curated record. NCBI's taxonomy places the organism in Eukaryota, Metazoa, Arthropoda, Malacostraca, Decapoda, Penaeidae.